Messenger RNA from Trichoderma aggressivum f. europaeum, 1185 nucleotides. RefSeq lists its product as uncharacterized. The transcript is spliced from 2 exons. Lineage: Eukaryota; Fungi; Ascomycota; Sordariomycetes; Hypocreales; Hypocreaceae. The record is from RefSeq and is a predicted model, not a curated record. Bases 1 to 1185 code for a protein of 394 amino acids. Gene Ontology annotation, molecular function: protein serine/threonine kinase activity; ATP binding. Gene Ontology annotation, biological process: protein phosphorylation.
AUGCCAUUCAUAAACGACUCCAACACGUCCGACUUUGAGCUCCUCUACAAAACUGAACAGGGUAUCUGGUUUGCCGCCAAGAGGAACGACUACGGCUCCCCGAAAUACAUUGCCCAGCCGCUCGAAGUUCUCGAUGGAUCUGGCCAGGAAACCACCGAUGAGGCCAGGAGGCAAGAGUCUGCAGCAUUUCACGACUUGAUUUACGACUCUAACCAGGGUCCUGCCAUUGCUCAAAUCUUCAAUCAUGAAAACAUCAUCUCCAUCGCCGGCCAUAUAAAGACCAAUUCCGUUGUUACUGCCGCUCCGGCAGCUGAAGACCCUCAGCUUAGUCGUCCAAAGAAUUACAUCGUGUGGGACUAUUGCGAUGCUGGAAACCUCAGUGCUCUCUUCGACUAUAUGCCACGCGGGUCUCCUGAUUUCUAUCUCCCCGAGUCACUCUGCUGGCAUGUCCUGACGUCGCUUCUCAACGCCAUUACAUAUCUCCACGAUGGAAAGCGACUCUUCCUAGAUACAAAGGCGCCGGCUGGAGAGGAGCGACAAUGGCUACCGGUGGAUCAAGAUUGGAAUCCGAUUUUGCAUCGUGCGAUUGAACCGGAGAACAUCUUCUUUCAGCAUCCACGGGGCAGUGAAACGUAUGGACCGUGUAAACUGGGCAAUUUUGAACAUGCAGUCGUCACGAAUCAUGUCAUUACUCCCGGCGAUGAACCAGAUGUUGUGGAUGGGGAUGUAGAGAUUAGCAUAGCAAUGGCUGCACGACGAGGGUUUGAGUCGUUGGAUGCGAUGCGCCACAAGCUGCGCACAAGCGUUAUAGCAGAUACAGCGAACAAUUACCCCUACACCAUCACCAAUGAGCUCUUUUCCGUUGGUACGGUCAUUUUUGAGAUGAUGACAGGUCGAAAGUUCCCCAAUUACAGCCUAUUGUCCAUGGCGCGGUAUUCGGCAGGAUUGCGACAAGUGGUGAUGGAUCUGCUUGUUCUACAUCCAGACAGCAGGAAGAAAAUCACAAAAGUUCUGCCUUGGACCAAGCUGGUGAUGGGCCGCUAUCGAGAAUGGAAGAACAGCACUGAUGAAGGGAAGAAUUAUAAGGAUAUCGAGGACGACAUGAUUCCGAGAUAUGAGGCGGAGAUGGAGAUGGAGAAGAGAGAAAACGAAUGGGGAUUAAACUGGGCCGCCGAGCUGAGCUAA